UUCUUGAACUUUGCCUAUAAAUUGUGAGCAAGAGGUCAGGUCCUUAUUCAAUUUGAGUGUGUGAGCCACUAAUCAUAUAGAGUGUCCAUAAAUUCUAAGAUUUUAGAGAUGGGUUCCUUAUGGAUUGUCUUUGGUGCCAUAGUUGGUGUUCUUUUUAUCCUAAGAACCCUUCUCAAGAGUGUGAAUUGGUUGCUCUAUGAAGCAAAACUUGGUGCUAAGCAAUACUCUUUGCCACCAGGUGACAUGGGAUGGCCAAUUGUUGGUAAUAUGUGGUCUUUCCUAAGAGCAUUCAAGUCCAAUGACCCAGAUUCUUUCAUGGCCUCUUUUGUUAAAAGGUUUGGAAAAACAGGCAUAUACAAGGUAUUCAUGUUUGGAAACCCUAGUGUAGUGGUGACAACACCUGAAGCAUGCAAGAGAGUUUUAACAGAUGAUGAAAAAUUUGUACCUGGUUGGCCACAAUCAGCAGUUGAACUAAUUGGAGAAAAAUCAUUCAUCAAAAUGCCUUUUGAAGAACACAAACGACUUCGGCGUUUAACAUCUUCUUCAAUCAAUGGCUAUGAAGCACUUUCAGUGUAUUUAAAAAAAAUUGAAGAAGUUGUGAUUAGUUCAUUGGAGAAAUGGACUCAUAUGGGUGAAAUUGAGUUUUUAACUCAAAUGAGAAAACUUACUUUUAAAAUUAUUAUCCAUAUUUUCCUUGGUUCAGAAAGUGAUCAUGUUAUGGAGGCUUUAGAAAGAGAAUACACAGUUCUUAACCUUGGUGUUAGAGCAAUGAGAAUUAAUGUUCCUGGAUUUGCUUUCCAUAAGGCACUCAAGGCUAGGAAAAAUCUAGUGGCUAUAUUUCAAUCAAUUGUGGACAAGAGGAAAAAUGAAAAGAGGGAAAAAUUAUUACCUGGCCAAAAAGCCAAAGAUAUGAUGGAUGCUUUGGUAGAUGUUGUAGAUGAAAAUGGAAGAAAAUUGGGUGAUGAUGAAAUCAUUGAUAUCAUGUUGAUGUACUUGAAUGCUGGUCAUGAAUCUUCAGGGCAUGUAACCAUGUGGGCUACAUAUUUCCUACAAAGGCAUCCUGAAUUUUUCAAGAAGGCUAAGGAAGAACAAGAGGAAAUCUUAAGGAGAAGGCCUUCCACACAAAAAGGAUUGAAGCUAGAGGAUGUUAGAAAGAUGGAUUAUCUUUCUAAGGUGAUUGAUGAAACAUUGCGACUGAUUACAUUCUCAUUAGUCGUCUUUCGGGAGGCAACAUCUGAUGUCAAUAUCAAUGGUUACCUCAUUCCAAAAGGUUGGAGAGUUUUAGUUUGGUUCAGGUCGGUUCACCUUGACCCAGAAAUUUAUCCUAAGCCAUUCGAGUUCAAUCCUGAUAGAUGGGAAAGUGAGGUGCACAGAGCUGGAGAGUUCCUUCCAUUUGGAGUAGGAACUAGAUUGUGCCCUGGAAAUGAUCUUGCUAAGCUGGAAAUCUCAGUUUUCCUUCACCACUUUCUCCUCAACUAUGAGUUGGAACAAAUCAACCCAAAAUCUCCAGUGAGAUUCUUGCCACACACAAGGCCAAUGGACAAUUGCUUGGCAAGGAUCAAGAAACGUUCUUCAGUGUAAUCCUCAGAUGGAAAAAAGACGCAUUUGGAGACUUUACAUCAAAUAAUAAUAUCAAUGAAAAAAAAUAUAUGUAUUAGUUUCUUUAUUUUCCCUUUCUUUAUUUUCCCCUUUUUUGUGGAACAAUAUGUAUCAGUUUCUUAUUGCUAGCUAGUAUGUUGUACUAGUUUAUCCAUCUGCGCGAAUAAAAUUAUUUUUGAGGAA
Medicago truncatula (barrel medic) is the source of this 1782-nucleotide messenger RNA. RefSeq names its product ent-kaurenoic acid oxidase 2. Gene Ontology annotation, cellular component: endoplasmic reticulum. Gene Ontology annotation, molecular function: iron ion binding; ent-kaurenoic acid monooxygenase activity; heme binding. NCBI's taxonomy places the organism in Eukaryota, Viridiplantae, Streptophyta, Magnoliopsida, Fabales, Fabaceae. The record is from RefSeq and is a predicted model, not a curated record. The transcript is spliced from 8 exons. The coding region runs from base 109 to 1581 and encodes 490 amino acids. Gene Ontology annotation, biological process: brassinosteroid biosynthetic process; sterol metabolic process; multicellular organism development.